Molecule: messenger RNA, 709 nt
Organism: Rhinichthys klamathensis goyatoka
Lineage: Eukaryota; Metazoa; Chordata; Actinopteri; Cypriniformes; Leuciscidae
Product: spindlin-W-like
Biological process (GO): gamete generation
Source: RefSeq, a predicted model, not a curated record
CCUCGACACGCAUCAGCGACGCCCACCUGGCCGACACCAUGAUCGGCAAAGCUGUGGAGCACAUGUUCGAGACGGACGGCACUAAGAACGAGUGGAGGGGAAUGGUUCUGGGGGCGCCCAUCAUGAACACGUGGUUUUACAUCACGUAUGAGAGACCUGUGCUCUACAUGUAUCAGCUGCUCGAUGACUAUAAAGACGGAGAUCUGAGGAUCAUGCCAGACUCUAACGACUCGCCCCCUGCGGAGCGUGAGCCCGGAGAGGUCGUGGACAGCCUCGUGGGGAAGCAGGUGGAAUAUGCCAAAGAGGACGGCUCUAAACGAACUGGCAUGGUUAUUCAUCAGGUGGAAGCCAAGCCCUCCGUCUACUUCAUCAAGUUUGAUGACGACUUUCACAUUUACGUCUAUGACCUGGUGAAAACAUCGUAGGCAGCGAAACGCCCCGCGGGACGAGGAGAGGGGGUGGAGUUUCACGUAACCAUGUGAUUCACACAAACGUUUUUGCCAAAAGUUCUUUCAAAACAUUUCUUGUAACAUCUUCUGGAAAUGGAAUGGUGGAUUACCACUAGUCAAGUGUCUCUUAUUGUUGUAGGAUGAACGGACAUCACAUCCCCCGACAUACACGUAGCUUCAUAUUUCAGAGGUUCGUCUCGAGCAUUUCCCAUUCCUUCGUGAUUACGAAGACGCGACGUCAUGUUCACCGGGAAAAGCCC